Molecule: messenger RNA, 1206 nt
Organism: Loxodonta africana (African savanna elephant)
Lineage: Eukaryota; Metazoa; Chordata; Mammalia; Proboscidea; Elephantidae
Product: ephrin type-A receptor 5-like
Exons: 1
Biological process (GO): protein phosphorylation; ephrin receptor signaling pathway; axon guidance
Cellular component (GO): plasma membrane; dendrite
Molecular function (GO): ATP binding; transmembrane-ephrin receptor activity; protein binding
Source: RefSeq, a predicted model, not a curated record
UUUGAAUUUUUAUCUUUCUGUUUUGUGCAGUGGGAAGAGAUUGGUGAAGUUGAUGAAAAUUAUGCCCCCAUUCACACAUACCAAGUAUGCAAAGUUAUGGAACAGAAUCAGAAUAACUGGCUUUUGACCAGUUGGAUCUCCAAUGAAGGUGCUUCCAGAAUCUUCAUAGAACUCAAGUUUACUCUGCGGGACUGCAACAGCCUUCCAGGAGGACUGGGGACUUGUAAAGAAACUUUUAAUAUGUAUUAUUUUGAGUCAGAUGAUGAAAAUGGGAGAAACAUCAAGGAAAACCAAUAUAUCAAAAUUGAUACCAUUGCUGCCGAUGAGAGCUUUACAGAACUUGAUCUUGGUGACCGUGUCAUGAAACUGAAUACAGAGGUCAGAGAUGUAGGACCCUUAAGCAAGAAGGGAUUUUAUCUUGCAUUUCAAGAUGUGGGUGCUUGUAUUGCUCUAGUUUCUGUUCGUGUGUACUAUAAAAAAUGCCCUUCUGUGGUACGGCACCUGGCUAUCUUCCCCGACACAAUCACUGGAGCUGAUUCUUCACAGCUUCUUGAAGUGUCAGGCUCCUGUGUCAACCAUUCUGUGACAGAUGAACCACCCAAAAUGCACUGCAGCGCUGAAGGGGAAUGGCUGGUGCCCAUCGGGAAAUGCAUGUGCAGGGCAGGAUAUGAAGAGAAAAACGGCACCUGUCAAGGUAAGGCUUUACCUGCAGGCUGUCUGCUUCAGUCGGAUCAUGUUUAUGUAUUUUCUUCAGUGUUUAUGAGCAAAUGACCUUUUGCUUUGCUAAUUUAUGAAGAUUACUUCUCUUCAAGUUUGAUUUUUCUCUUCUCAGAAUUCUAACAUUUCUGGCAACGAUGAAAGAUUUAAUGUGAUAUUUUAUUGCAUAUACAUAAUUAAUACUCAGAGAGCAUCUUACUUGCAGUGUAAUAUUUAUAUUCAUUUUGUUCUCAAAAGUUUUAGUUUUGAACAACCCAAAUCAAAACUUUCUUUGUAUGACUGCUUUGUUUGUAUGACCACUGAGGCUUUCUCUCCAUGAAGUCGUUUUCUGCUCUUUACUUGCUGUGUAAAACUCUAAUGCAAAUCUUAGACGGUGAUUGCUUUUGCAUGCUCUUAACUGCCUUUUUACAAUUCUUCAGAAAUAAGCUCAGUCCUAGGAACUCCACAGCAUAACAUUUGUACGGUGACAGGACAUAGUUUACUAUGUUG